AAUCAAGUACAGAGGCUGUAUAGAGAGAUCAUAAAAUCAAGUCAUACCUUGAGACUUUGUAUAUAUUUUCUGCAUUUGACCACUAGGGUUUGAUCUUUAAAAAAUCACUGUGUGUUUUGUCUACACUAUUUUUACAUUCUAGAUUUUAGGUUUCCAUCUCAACUUUUUCUCUCACUUCUGAUUGAUCAGCUUCUAAUGGAGUCUAAUGGUAGUCCAGAGCUGCAGAAGAGCUCCAAAAAGCGAAAGGGAACGAGCUCUCAAAACCCUAAAAGCUCAGUACUGAAACAGAAAUCUCCAGCUGAGUUCUUUGCAGAAAACAAAAACAUUGCCGGAUUUGACAAUCCAGGGAAGUCUUUAUAUACAACAGUUAGAGAACUUGUAGAAAAUUCUCUUGACUCAGCAGAGUCCAUAUCUGAGCUUCCAUGGAUUGAAAUUACAAUUGAAGAGAUCAGUAAAACCAAGUUUAAUGCCAUGAUUGGGCUUAUCGACCGUGAACGUGUCGAUGAAGAGCUGUAUGAUGAUUUCGAAACUGUUAAGGCCCGAGAGAAACGUCUUGCGAAGGAAGCUCGAGAUCAGGAGAUUCAAGCAAAGAAUAUUGCUCAUGGAAAGAAGAUAAAAGAAACUUCAAAGAGCACCAAAAGUCGGGGCGAUGCUUCAUUUUUCAGGGUGACUUGUAAAGACAAUGGGAAAGGCAUGCCGCAUGAGGACAUACCAAAUAUGUUUGGAAGAGUACUCUCUGGGACAAAAUAUGGUCUAAAACAAACACGUGGAAAGUUUGGGCUUGGGGCAAAAAUGGCAUUGAUUUGGUCCAAGAUGAGUACAGGGCUUCCUAUUGAAAUUUUGUCAUCAAUGAGAGGCCAGAAUUAUGUGUCAUUCUGCAGGCUGGAUAUUGAUAUUCAUAGGAAUAUUCCUCAUGUUCAUAUACAUGAGAAGCGGGAGAACAAGGAAGAAUGGCAUGGAGCAGAAAUUCAGGUCAUCAUAGAAGGGAACUGGACCACAUAUAGAUCAAAGAUUCUACAUUAUAUGCGUCAGAUGGCUGUAAUCACUCCCUAUGCACAGUUUCUUUUUAAACUCAUUUCAGACAUGGCAGAUAAAAAUGUCACUAUACAUUUUGCUCGAAGAACAGAUGUAAUGCCUCCGGUUCCUGUAGAAACAAAGCACCACCCAUCUGCUGUGGAUUUACUACUUAUCAAACGCCUUAUUGCAGAGACUUCCAAGCAAAAUCUGUUGCAAUUCCUCCAGCACGAAUUUGUGAACAUUCGUAAAUCUUAUGCAGAGCGUCUAAUUGCUUUCAGAUUCUCUUGCUACUUUACAGGAGAAAUGGGUUCAGAUUUCAGCCCUAAAAUGGCUGUGAAAUCCCUCUCAUCUCAGCAAGUAGUUCGUAUUCAUCAAUUGUUCCGUCAGGCUAAAUUUGCUGAUCCCAGUGGUGAUUGUCUUAGUCCUGCAGGAGAGUACAAUCUUCGUCUGGGGAUCAUCAAGGAGUUGCACCCUGACAUGGUUGCAACCUAUGCUGGAAGCCCUCAAGUGUUUGAAGGUCAUCCAUUUCUUAUUGAAGCAGGAGUAAGCCUGGGUGGGAAAGAUGUUAAGCAAGGUUUGAACAUAUUUCGUUUUGCUAAUCGUAUUCCACUUCUUUUCGAGCAAGGAGCUGAUGUUGUGACCAGGACUGCCGCAAAGAUCAACUGGAGUUGCUACAAGAUAAACCAAAGCCAAGAUAAGAUCGGUGUUUUUGUUAGCAUUGUUAGUACAAAAAUACCCUUCAAAGGAACUGGAAAGGAAUACAUUGGUGCUGAUAUAAAUGAAAUUGUUUCCGCUGUAAAGACUUCCAUUCAACAAUGUUGUAUCCAGUUGAAGACAAAGAUAGUGAAAAAACUUCAAGCUCGUGAACGACUGGAAAGAAAGCGAAAUUUGACCAGAUACAUUCCCGAUGCUUCUAGGGCAAUAUAUGGUGUUAUGAAAGAAAUAGCUAAGAGUCGGGACUCAAAGCAGAGGCAAUACAAUGAAAAGGAGGAAGAGAUCCUUAACAAGGUGUCUUGUCGGGAGAUCACAGAGCCAAUAAUUAAGGAAAAGCUCACUCAUUAUGUGGAACAGGUUGAUUAUGAGAUGGCACUAGAAUAUGCAGCACAGAGCGGUGUAAGCGAGGAGCCCCGAGAAGACAUUUAUAUCUCAGCAUUGGAAGGAGCCCCCAAGUUCUUGGACCUCCAUCACCCUGUUUGUGUCUUUAGGCUCUUUCUAUAGCCGAGUCUUGUUAGAGCCCUCAUUGAAGAGUUUGCUGUUGCGAAGCCUCCCAAUUUUUAGUUUUUCUUAAAAUGCGUCUUCAGGCGCAUUCUCUAGGCCUUUUUUUUUUCCCUUGGAGGUUUAGAUCUUUUAUUGAUGAGGUGGGCAUUUUGCUCUCACUCUUUUGUGGCGUCAAAUUUGCAGGAUGGGUGGACGGUCCAGAUCCUCUUGUGCAUGAGAUCUGGGUCUCUCCCUUAGUAGUGGAACCAUGUUAAUAGCAAAGUUGGUGGGUGGUUCGGGUUUGCUUCACAUUGUGAGUCGAAAAUGAGAGGGACAAUGUUUCCCACUGA
Messenger RNA from Amborella trichopoda, 2564 nucleotides. It is a transcript of the gene TOP6B, whose product is annotated as topoisomerase 6 subunit B. Gene Ontology annotation, biological process: DNA topological change. Lineage: Eukaryota; Viridiplantae; Streptophyta; Magnoliopsida; Amborellales; Amborellaceae. Gene Ontology annotation, molecular function: DNA topoisomerase type II (double strand cut, ATP-hydrolyzing) activity; DNA binding; ATP binding. The record is from RefSeq and is a predicted model, not a curated record.